AUGAAAUACCGGUCAUGCAGCCUUGCGGAUGCCUUCGAUACUGUGUGGAAGUACUUAAUUUUCCUAGCAGCUAGGCAGAAUCCGUUAGUGCAAGUAGCCUUCAUCCAUGCUUGAAAAAGUUUAUUGUUCAAUUAUAUUUCGUGGCGAAUCAAAACGAAGAAGAUUCGUUAUAUUUCGUCUUGUUCGUGUUGUAUCUUGUUCUUGAUUUAGUAGCACUGCGAAUUCUUCAUCUUUUAAAAACAUCCUUUUCUUCAAAACUUGACCACAGGCUCCGAUGUGGUACAUGGAUAGCGCCUCAUUUGAUGAAGCUACUGGUCACCUUCGAGGCAGCCUUAUUCCGUAACGUGGUGCGUAGUCUUCAACGUAGCCAGGAGAACAACGGCCACCCAGAGCCCGUUUAUGACUACAUUUUCAAGAACUACUUAAACCAUGUUAAUCUUCUGGAAACUCUAAAUAGGUUAUACCCCAACUCCUGUCCUAGGACGAUACCAUUUUUACCAGUCGUGUUACAAUUUUUAUAUAUCAGAAUUUCUUGGUGUUUAACUUUAAUCCUCUGUAUCAAUGUCAAUCAUAGCACGCAUUGAGCUUUUCAAAGAUUCGCUCAACAUUUAUUCUAAUGGAUGUAUCAGUCGACGCUGUCGCUGACGAAAUAUGUACAGCUCUGCAGAAGCUACAAAGACAUCGUGGACCCAAUCUUUGAGAGAGAAAAACAACUCCGCAACGCAUUUCUUGCUGAGGCUGAACAGCGCGCCUGUCCUCGGAGUUAAGGCCAUAGUCGCAGUCAUUGUUCUGAAGCUUGCCAUAGUAGAGAUAGUCAUAGUUAGUAGACGCGAUAUUAUGCUAAGUUUUUGGGUCACUCAGGGGAAAGCUAUACUUUUUCUGUAGGAUGUUGGAUUUAGAAGAAAUUGAAGCAACGGUAAAUACCAUCCAAUAAAUGGAUGGAUAUUAAAUAGGCGAAAGAGCGAUGGCAUUUUCAAGGACUGAGGAGAUUGAAACGACAACGAAUGGAAUCCUGGCAUUCCAAAUAAGUAGACUGCACGUCAGCAGCAUCACUACGCUCAACAACAUCACGAUCAUCGUUGGAAAAUUCUAACCCAAAGACGGUGUGGAUGCUUGA
Molecule: messenger RNA, 1117 nt
Organism: Amoebophrya sp. A25
Lineage: Eukaryota; Dinophyceae; Syndiniales; Amoebophryaceae
Source: the annotation of a GenBank genome assembly